Molecule: messenger RNA, 243 nt
Organism: Xyrichtys novacula (pearly razorfish)
Lineage: Eukaryota; Metazoa; Chordata; Actinopteri; Labriformes; Labridae
Source: the annotation of a GenBank genome assembly
AUGACGAGGCCAAGUGGGCCCCAUCACAUGGCCGCCAGGUUAAACAAAAAGCCUCUGAGCGAUCGGCCUCGGAGGGCUGAAGCGAAAUCCAGUUCAGCGGCGCAGACAGCCACCACUGUGCAAUUCUGGUCGUCAGACAAAAGACUGAUGCUAUCUAAUAAAGAGGGCUGCAUCCAUCUGAAGCACACAAACACCAGCGACAUCAGUGAAAGGCAGAAAGAGGAAGAGAAUGGGUGUUUGUAA